This is a messenger RNA of Rotaria sp. Silwood1, 351 nucleotides long. Lineage: Eukaryota; Metazoa; Rotifera; Eurotatoria; Philodinida; Philodinidae. The record is from the annotation of a GenBank genome assembly.
AUGGCGCUUAAACGCGAUCCAGAGCUUGAUAAGGAAGCGCAAGCAUGGAUUGAAUCAGUCAUCAGUGAGAAAUUUCCAAAUUGUCCUUAUGAAGAUGCUCUCAGAGAUGGAACUAUCUUGUGCAAAUUGAUGAAUAAACUUCAACCAAAUGCCAUUCCAAAAUAUUAUACAGUAGGUGGAGGAUUUCGAUCACGUGAAAAUAUGUCACUUUUUCAAAAUGCGGCUCGUGCCUAUGGUAUACCUGAUCUGGAGCUAUUUCAAACAGUAGAUCUUUAUGAAAAACGUAAUAUUGCUCAAGUAACAGAUUGCAUAUUUGCACUUAGUAGACAAGUGAGUAAAGUAAUUGAAUGA